AUGGUCCUGUUCAGCCUUGUGCUUCAACUGCUACUGUUCGCCACCCCCAUCGCACGCCGGCACAGUUGGCUGGAGAAGAGGAGGCACCGUGCAGAGUUCAACACGUUUGUCUUGUGGCUGGCGUACCAGCUGGCCGACACGACGGCGACCUAUGUCCUCGGGCACAUGGCCAUCAGCAGCAGCCCGUCCGGCGAGCGCAGGCAGCUCAUGGCCCUGUGGGCGGCGCUCCUGCUGGUGCACCUCGGCGGGCAGGACACCAUCACCGCGUACGCCCUCGAGGACAACCGGCUCUGGAAGCGCCACCUGCUGACGCUGCUAGUGCAAGCAGCGGGGGUGUUCUACGUCAUCCCCGUGAACCGAGGGAGCAACCCGCUGCUGAGCUUUGCUGCUGCCUUGAUGUCAAUCCUUGGGGUCGUCAAGUUCGCCGAGAGGAUCUAUGUGCUCCGAUUCUCAGCCGACGUGAACAAUGUGGGCCACCACAUCAUGUUGCUUGCUCCGCCGACAAGACGGGAGACUUACACCAGGCGGGUGGCCCCAACACAGCAAGAGGAUAGUAAUGAACAAGAAGAGCAGGCCCUGAAGCUAGCACACAACCUGCUUCAAUUCAGCAUGGCUCAAUUCAUCGAUGCUAAGGGCAGCCUGCCUCAGUACCAGAGAAGCAUCAUCACGGCCCACUAUGAUGACGAUGACACACUGUACAAGCUGGUCGAGCUGCAGCUGUCCUUGAUCCAUGACAAGUUGUACACCAAGUCGCCGGCGAUCCACACAUGGCGGGGGUGCCUCAUUCGUGCCUUCUCGUGGCUCGCCACGGCGGUCAUAGGCACGAUGCUGGUGUUCCAUUUUGUGAGCAGCAGCAGCAGCAGCAGAAACUAUAGCGGCGGCGGGUUCGAUGCCGCUGUGACAUUCACUUUGCUAGCUGGAGCCUUCCUCCUGGAGACCGCAUCCUUGCUCAAGGCGGCAGGGUCGACAUGGACAGUUCAGAUGUUGAAGUCUAGAAGAUGGGAUGGCCUUCACCGCAUGGUCCUACGGUUCCGGCGGCUCGUCAAGGCAGCAGAGUGCAAUCGGAGGUGGCCGGGCUUCAUCGGGACAUACUACGGGUUCCAAGUCAGCAGAUGCGGUCGGGGGUUUAGUUCAUCAAUACAAGAGAUUGAGCCAUAUACUAAGAGGUAUGUGCUGGGUCUGAUACGCAGGAUGGUGCAUGAAUGCCGGGGCGACGAGGAGAAGCUUAGGACCAGCCGAGGUGGGCUGUCGCUACAGCGACUAUCAGUGCCUCAACAACUUAUUGAGGAUAAAAUUACCCAGAACGAGUUUGAUGAGAGCUUCUUCAUCUGGAGCUUUGUCAGCCGAAGCUUCAUUGGGCACGGUGUAAAUUUAUGUUUGUAUUCAACAGAACGGCGGAGGCUCCUUUAUGAUGCAAUCAAAGAGAUCUCCGAAUACAUGGAUUACCUAUUAAGGAAAAAACCCCACAUGCUGCCAACCCCUGUGCGUCAUAGACUGAAAUAUAGGAUUAUCUACGAAAGAGAGAACGGAGGAAAAAACGACAUCUACCAGGAGCUGAUCCGUGGGGAAUUUACGGAGGCAAAGCUGAAGGCCGUACUUGGGGUGUGGGUUGAGAUGUUGUGCUACGCGGCCAGCUACUGCAACCGGGAGUCCCACGCCAGGGAGCUCAGCAACGGGUCUGGUGAGUUCAUCACCAUCGUGUGGCUUCUAAGGGCUGCCCUCUUUAAAGCCUCAAAUCCAGAUGAUGAUGAUACUCAGGAGAGCGAGAACUAA
This is a messenger RNA of Panicum hallii, 1773 nucleotides long. RefSeq lists its product as uncharacterized. The transcript has a single exon. The coding region runs from base 1 to 1773 and encodes 590 amino acids. NCBI's taxonomy places the organism in Eukaryota, Viridiplantae, Streptophyta, Magnoliopsida, Poales, Poaceae. The record is from RefSeq and is a predicted model, not a curated record.